Solanum dulcamara is the source of this 375-nucleotide messenger RNA. RefSeq names its product heavy metal-associated isoprenylated plant protein 47-like. The record is from RefSeq and is a predicted model, not a curated record. Lineage: Eukaryota; Viridiplantae; Streptophyta; Magnoliopsida; Solanales; Solanaceae. The coding region runs from base 13 to 375 and encodes 120 amino acids. The transcript is spliced from 3 exons.
UUUUACAAGAACAUGAAGAAAAAGAUUGUGAUUGAUCUUCCUCUCAACACUGAUCAAUGUAGAUCAAAGGCUAUGCAAAUUGCAGUUAGAAGUCCAGGGGUAAUAUCAGUGAAUAUAGACAAUGAAAAAGGGCAUUUGGUGGUGAUUGGAAUUGGAGUUGAUUUUUUCAAGUUGAUGCAUUGCAUAAAAAGGAAAUUCAAGUGUUCUAGAAUUGUGAGUAUUGAAGAAGUGAAAGAUAAGAAGCCCGACCCGGACCCGGUAAAACCAAAACCAAUUUCUCCUUGUCCUUCAACAUGCACUCCAUGUGUGCAAUACUACCCAAUAUGCCAACCCGUUUAUGAUACUUGUGAUAAUUCAAAUUGCUCCAUGAUGUGA